Aricia agestis (brown argus) is the source of this 1452-nucleotide messenger RNA. RefSeq lists its product as uncharacterized. The transcript has a single exon. The coding region runs from base 1 to 1452 and encodes 483 amino acids. The record is from RefSeq and is a predicted model, not a curated record. Gene Ontology annotation, molecular function: DNA binding. Gene Ontology annotation, cellular component: nucleus. Lineage: Eukaryota; Metazoa; Arthropoda; Insecta; Lepidoptera; Lycaenidae.
AUGGCGCGAGCGAUUAAAGAUGUGCAAGAAAAUCUGGGUUCUGUGAAAUUUGUAGCCAAUAAAUAUGGUCUCCCGCGCACUACUUUAAGGAGACAUUUAAAAACAGGAUGUUCAAUCAAGAAACUUGGAAGAUUUACUACAGUAUUUACGUUGCAACAGGAAGAAGAGCUAUUGGAAUACGUGUUCCACUUGGAUAGCCUGUUUUUUGGUAUGACUAAAGAAGAUUUCCUACAGUUAGUGUUUCAAUGUGCAGAAGUAAAUAACAUUCCACAUCCUUUCAUGAAGGGAACAGCUGGGCACGAUUUUUAUAAAGGGUUCAUUAAGCGACACCCUGACUUGACUUUACGACAACCAGAACCCACAUCUAAAGCCAGGGCCCGAGGCUUCAACAAAACUCAAGUAUAUAGGUUCUUUGACCUCCUUGAGGCUGAAAUUGAGAAGCACCAAAUCGAUGCAACGCGUCUGUAUAAUAUGGAUGAGACUGGUAUCCAAACAUCUUCCAACAAACCUCCUAAAGUUUUAACAAAAGUGGGUAAAAGGCAAGUGGGUCACAUUGCUAGUACGGAGCGAGGAAGAACGACGACAGUCAUUUGUUGUUGUAAUGCUGCGGGAUCCUUCGUACCACCUUUGAUGAUUUUUGCAAGGAAAAGAAUGGCACCUAACCUUCUAGAUGGAGCACCGCCGGGUACCCAAGCAACUGUUAGUGAUAAUGGGUGGACCAACGGUGCAGUGUUCUUACAGUGGCUUCGUUUCUUUAUAGAUACAGUCCGUCCGACUGCAGAAAAAAAAGUUCUGCUCGUGAUGGACAAUCAUGAGUCGCAUAAAUAUUUACCUGCUCUAGAACUUGCGUCCAAGAAUCAUGUUAUCUUUGUAUCACUGGCACCACACACAACACAUCGGAUGCAGCCGCUAGAUCUUUGCGUAUAUGGACCGUUAAAAACAUAUUUUGAACGUAGUGUAGCAACAUUCCAAAAGACUCACGUCGGUCGAAUAAUCAAUCAGAAAGAUGUAGCCAAUUUGUUUGGGACUGCUUAUUUACGAGCGGCCACAACUCAAAACGCUGUCAGUGGUUUCGAAAAAACAGGACUGUGGCCUCCAAAUAGAUUUGUUUUUGAUGAUGUCGAUUUUUUACCGGCUACAACUAUGGAAAACCCACCACAGCAUCAACAUACAUUGCCAGAUAAUCAAGACCACUCCAGAACUCCGUCUCCUUCCAUCAUUGACCAAUUGAUAAUGGACAGAAAUUACUCUCAAGUGUUAUCUUCUUCAGUUAUUGAGCAAUUUAUGACCAAUGACCUAGCUCCAAAUACAUUUUUCGCUGAAAAUUUACAAGACUCACCCUCAGUGACUAAAAGACCAGAUAUAGUAAUUCUGGAUAACGUUUUACUCAAUGCGCCUAACGAAAUCACCCCUGAUAAUUUAAGCGAACCCACUCUGAAUAUAUGUAGAUAA